AUGGGCCUGAACAUGACAUCUGGUUAUUUGCUUUUGGCAGCAGCGGUCCUCCUGUCUUCCAAUGCUCUACUUCUCAAUGUAACGACGGACGAAGUGGAAAUAGGGAAAACAAAAAACGUUUCCUUAGAAUGCAUCGAUAAUCAUAUCCAACCUUACAUCUCUGAAGUCCUCAUGAUUAGAAUUCUGAAAAAAGACCUCGUUGGGUGGAGUAGUUUUGCAGAACUUCGUGACAGAGAUACAGAAGUAACGCCAAAACGUAAGGAUGUACUCGCCACGGCCAACACGUCUUCCAUUGCUACAAGUUUUCUUCGGCUCACGUGGCCUGUGGCGACUGACGAUAUCAUUGGCCAAUACAGAUGUGAUGUAAUUAGUUUGACUUCCCGGGGGAGUGUCAGCUGGCAAAAAACCCUACCAACCUUGAUCUCUCAGAAGAGUGACGUCACAUUGAUGAUCCUAAACAAAAUAGUGGAGGAGAACAAAAAGGAUUACCUCCAGCAACUGCAAUCUCUGAAGGAAACCAUUUUGGAAAACGUAACCACCACUGCAGAUGAAAACAAAAGACAUUGUAUGCAGCAAAAAGAUGACAUUCUACGAAAUGUCACUGCGAUCGUCGAGUCUCUUGGAGUGAGUUUUGAGGACCAGCUAAAGGUUCUGAGCAAGACAGUAGACCAGAACAAGAGGGAGUGUCCACACCAAAUGCUUUCCCAGAAACGCCAGAUCCUGGAGAACGUGGAGGCGAUCAUGGAGCAGAGCAAACGAGAGUUUAUCCAACAGGAAGAACGUAUUCUUGGCAACGUCACGGCGACCGCUGAAAAGAACAAAGAAGACUUUGUACGACAGGAAGAACGCAUUCUUAGCAACGUCUCGUCGAUCGUCGAAAAGAACAAAGAAGAGCUUGUGAAACAGACAACAGAAAUUCUUGCUAACGUCACAGCGAUCGUCGAGGCCCUAGAAGCGGGUUUUGAGCGCAAGCUGAGUGAUAUGAAAAGUCAGCUACAACAGCCGCAAUCUUGUGCUGAUGUCACGGGCCUGGGUCAUCGACCAGUUGUCUCUAACGGCAUGGAGGUCGUCUGCGACACCAUAACCGACAACGGUGGCUGGAUUGUGAUUCAGAGACGUGCUUCAGCGGACGUAGAUUUUUUUCGUGGUUGGGCAGACUACAAGAACGGAUUCGGCGACCGGACUGGCAAUUUCUGGUUUGGGUUGGAGAAAAUCCACCAGCUGACAAAUCAGGGGAAAUACGAGCUCAGGAUAGACAUGAAAUACAAAGGGAAAGACUACCACGCCACCUAUAACAACUUUUUACUUCACGGAGAAUCUGAAAAUUACAAACUUCAGAUAUCCGGAUUUUCGGGUAAUGUACAGGACAACAUGAAGUAUAACAAUGGCGCACGUUUCUCAACCAAAGACCGUGAUUCAAACAAUUGCGCCAAAAAUGACCUCGGAGCUUAG
Molecule: messenger RNA, 1452 nt
Organism: Aplysia californica (California sea hare)
Lineage: Eukaryota; Metazoa; Mollusca; Gastropoda; Aplysiida; Aplysiidae
Product: angiopoietin-2-like
Exons: 5
Coding region: 1-1452 (483 amino acids)
Source: RefSeq, a predicted model, not a curated record